ACUAUCUUACUAAAGAACUUUGAUUUCCUAUCCCAUUAGAGGCUUGUGCAUCUUACGACAGAUUUUACUCUUUGCCUUUUUUUAGUCGCGUAGAAUUCGCAUUUGUUGUGAUUCGGCUUUGCCUGCCAAGUAGUUACUGUCGGUGGUGCGUAGUCGCCGCUUCAGACAUGGCCGAAGGAAGAGGCGAUGGAAAUGCGGCUCCUGUAUCUGAAAGCAGUGAUGCGCCAUCGAGCAGGAGCGUCGCAGGUUCUGACACCGAUACAUCCAUUUCGUUGUACCUCUCGGGGUCUUCGUCAUCAUCUGACUUGCCGAGCGUUGAACAUGACUCUGGCCAGAACACACCUUUCUCUUCCGGUCUGCGCGACAACAGGCCCACUGGCGCCUCACGCCGCAUGUCCAGCAGAGGCGGCAGCUGGGAUUCACUGCCCAGUACAAGCCGCGCGGGUGCGGAUCAGCUACCAGCCGCAGUACGAAGCGUCUCCAGCUCUCAUGGAAACACCAAGGACUCAUCAAUGUGAGCAGCAACGAAGACAAAGCCACGAUGUGCGCUGGGAGUGUCACUUUUGCCUGGAGACUUUCACGUGUGAAGAGGACUUUAAUGAACACACCAACAAAAACAUUGCAAAUGGAAGACAUCUUUGUUCCGAAUGCGAUUUGUGGAUUCGAGGUCCUUCCCAGUAUCAAAAUCAUUGCCGAAUGCACACCGUUGAGAAAAAAUAUCGGUGUGAUGCGUGCGGGCGUUCAUUUCUUCGGGAAUACAACCUCCGUAGGCACCAAUUUAAUGUGCACAAAAAGGAGGCGGGUCAUAAAUGUGAAGUUUGCGGACGUAGUUUUUUUGAAGAGAGCAACCUGAAUUUGCAUAAGCUUGCUCAUACGGAGACAAAAUGUUUCCGUUGCCAACACUGUGGGCGUGUGUACAAGUAUAGGCACAAUCUAAGGCAGCACAUUAAAGCACGGCACGAAGCGGCUAAGCCUGACGCAAGCGCUUCAAAGAAAUCAUCCGAGACAGAAGAUUGAGGACGUCUCUAUGAGCCUAUGGCGGAUAUUUCCAUUGCACAUGUUACCAGCGCGCCACCACGUUUUUUUUUUUUUGACAAUUCAACCCUUGUCGACAUGGUACUCUUCAUACUAAUAAAUAGAAUUCUGACAAACACAAAUGAGCUCGAUCUAACCCCAUUCAGACCUGUCCUAGAGCGCUAAAAUACCCGCUUACUCUCGAUAUCUUAUAGCUGCCGCUAGUUGUAAUGGUGUUACGGUGCUCGGCGUGUGUCUGCUACGGGCCGUGGUGGUCGCAUUUUCAGUGGAGGCGAAAAAUUGAGUGGGCCUUGCACAUAAAUAUUACUGCAUGGUAAAAAAAAGACAAAAUGGUUACGUGGAAUCAGAAUGCAAAAAACAGGAUUGAUUGGCGAGUCAUGGGAGAAGCCUUUUCCCUGCAGUGGGCGUUGUCAGGCUGCUGCUGCUGCUGCUAAUGAUGAUUGGAUGAUACAACCUCGACACGAACCACUAUGCUUGCUGUAGAGGCAUUCUCGAUAGGCUUUGCUGCGGCUGAUGCACGCAGGAAGGAAAGGUAGGAGAGGGCAUGCCCAGCCGGUGCGCUACGUGAAAA
This is a messenger RNA of Rhipicephalus microplus (southern cattle tick), 1606 nucleotides long. RefSeq lists its product as uncharacterized. The record is from RefSeq and is a predicted model, not a curated record. Gene Ontology annotation, cellular component: nucleus. NCBI's taxonomy places the organism in Eukaryota, Metazoa, Arthropoda, Arachnida, Ixodida, Ixodidae. Gene Ontology annotation, molecular function: DNA-binding transcription factor activity, RNA polymerase II-specific. Gene Ontology annotation, biological process: regulation of transcription by RNA polymerase II.